Molecule: messenger RNA, 2856 nt
Organism: Heterocephalus glaber (naked mole-rat)
Lineage: Eukaryota; Metazoa; Chordata; Mammalia; Rodentia; Bathyergidae
Source: RefSeq, a predicted model, not a curated record
AUGUUGGGGCUACAUUGUCUCUUCCUGUGAGAAUACAUUUUUGCUUUUAUAAUGGAAGUCAGUAUGAAAAUAAGGGAUGCUGAGGGAAACUGCUUCAUAGCCAAACUUUAGGACCACGUGUAGUGGGUUAAGCAGCUGCCCCAGGCUGUCCGCAGAAAUCCCAAGACCCAGGGUCCUUCCAGGGAGAUCUAAGGAUAGUCCUGGAGACGUUUUAAUUGCAAUUAAGAAAAGGGAGCACAGAGGAAUGCCUUACGUCUUCUCUGUGGACUGUGGACUGAACCUGGGCCUUUCUGCAUGUCAGGCAAGCAAGCUCCCACUGAGCUACCCCCCACCCCAGCCCAGAAUUCCCAGCUGCUGAUGUGUUGCUGCCACAAAACCGCAAAACCACCUGGGAACUCUUGUUUAGGGGUAAUUAUUAUCUUCAAUGACUGAAGAAAGCGUCCUUUUUCUCCUACUGGUGGAAUGUUUUCAGAGAAAAUAAUUAUUGUAAAUAAGCACACAUAUUAUAGAGAUGGAAUUGUUUGCAAAAAGUUAAAAUGGAGCCUUCAUGGGGCGGGGAUUUAGCUCACUGAUGCCACGCUUACCUUGCAAGGGAAAGGUCCCGAGUUUCAUCCCCGGUACCGGGCGGGAAUAGAGCCUUCAAAGAAGUUUCAGGAUUGUGGUGGGCUCCCUUGGUGAACCUCUGGGGUGGCAAUUCGAUUCCUUGCUGUGCUUGAAAUUUCUUUUCAGUUUUUUGCAGCCCUCCCAAGUAGGGAUGGAAGCAGGGUUCUAUUUCUCUGUAGCUCACAGUGUUGGGCGUCAUCAGGUGGUGACGUCAGGACGCUGAGACCACCCGCUCUGAGAGUCGACUGUCUUCAUGAGGGCGGAAGAGCAGAGGGCAAGCUGGUGGGCUAAGAAGCCAACGCACUUGCCUUAAAGGACCCGAACGCUUAGCUCAAAACCAGCGCCGGAACCUCCAUCCUACUGCAGUCUGUACCUGUCACCGAGCACUGGACAAAGCCAUGUGUGCCCUUCCCAGGUGUGGUUCCCUCUUCUGUUAAUAAGAACAUCACCUGGGAGAGGAGGCAACCAAGUUUGGGUUGAGAAGUUCGUCAUGUCGAUACUCUGGAUUCAAGUACACAACACCGCUUUCUUCGAGAUUUUCACCAAAACUCCACUUAUUUGUAUAUUGACUAUGAACUCUGAGACAUUUCAACGAAUUAAGUGGGAAAGGAGCAGAAGUUGGGAGAGCUCGCUAUAAAAAUAAGAGUUUUAAGUGUUUGUAAAGAUAACUCUGGGACAGCAUAAGGGAAUAAACCUGAGGGGUGUUAGGGGUUUUUUUUCUUCCCAAAGACCUUGAGAGGAUGUGAUGAACUAAGGAUACAUGGAACAGCUGCACAAGCACUGGAUUUUGCUCUGCAACAUCUAAAGAUCUUAAAGGUAUCAAGAUGGAUUCAAGAAUCUAUGAACAUGGGAUGCAGAUUUAGUUCAGUGGUGCUGCCGCCUGCCUUGAAAGUGCAAGGUCCUGAGUUCGAUUCCUGGUACAAAAAAUCUAUGAACACAAGAAAAUGUGAUACAUUUAGUAAUAGAAAAAAACUAAGAGAAAAAAAGUGAAUGUGGUUUUUGCUCACAGAAUGGAUAACAUCAAGCCACCUUUGGUUGUUCCUUCGCUUCUGGUGCCCCUCCAGAACCACAGCUGCACUGAAACAGCCACACCUCUGCCAAGCCAUGACUUGAUGGAAUUAUGUGAUGAGGCGCACAGGAGGGUGGGCAACAGGACAGACCUUCGAUACAGACUGAAACCCGGGGAAGUGGCCACAGCCAGCAUUUUCUUUGGGACUCUGUUGUUGUUUUCUAUCUUUGGCAAUUCCUUGGUUUGCUUGGUCAUCCGUAGGAGUAGGAGGACUCAGUCCACCACCAACUACUUUGUGGUCUCCAUGGCAUGUGCUGAUCUUCUCGUCAGUGUGGCCAGCACUCCGUUUGUCCUGCUCCAAGUCACCACUGGAAGGUGGACACUUGGGAGUGCAAUGUGCAAGGUUGUACGCUAUUUUCAGUAUCUCACUCCAGGUGUCCAGAUCUAUGUUCUUUUCUCCAUCUGCAUAGACCAGUUCUACACCAUUGUUUACCCACUGAGCUUCAAGGUGUCCAGAGAAAAGGCCAAGAAAAUGACUGCAGCGUCCUGGAUCUUUGAUGCAGCCUUUGUGACCCUGGUCCUCUUUUUCUACGGCUCCAACUGGGACAGUCAUUGUAACUAUUUCUUCCCUUCCUCCUGGGAAGGGACUGCCUACACUGUCAUCCACUUCUUAGUGGGCUUUGUAAUUCCAUCUGUGCUCAUAAUCUUGUUUUACCAGAGGGUCAUAAAGUAUAUUUGGAGAAUAGGCUCUGAUGGUCGAACAGCGAGGAGAACAAUGAACAUUGUCCCAAGGACAAAAGUGAAAACGGUCAAGAUGUUCCUCAUUUUAAAUCUCUUGUUUUUGUUCUCCUGGCUGCCUUUUCAUGUAGCUCAGCUCUGGCACCCCCAUGAACAAGACUAUAAGAAAAGUUUCCUUGUUUUCACAGCGAUCACAUGGAUAUCCUUUAGUUCUUCAGCCUCUAAACCUACUCUUUACUCAAUUUAUAAUGCCAAUUUUAGGAGGGGGAUUAAAGAGACUUUUUGCAUGUCCUUGAUGAAAUGUUAUCAAAGCAAUGCCUAUACUAUCACAACAAGUUCAAGGAGGGCCAAAAAAAACUAUGUUGGCAUUUCAGAAACCCCUCCCAUGGCCAUAACUAUAACCAAAGACUCAAUCUAUGAUUCAUUUGACAGAGAAGCCAAGGAAAAGAAGCUUGCUUGGCCCAUUAACUCAAAUCCACCAAAUACUUUUGUUUAAUUUCUCAGAA